Messenger RNA from Priceomyces carsonii, 2643 nucleotides. RefSeq lists its product as uncharacterized. The record is from RefSeq and is a predicted model, not a curated record. Bases 1 to 2643 code for a protein of 880 amino acids. The transcript has a single exon. Lineage: Eukaryota; Fungi; Ascomycota; Pichiomycetes; Serinales; Debaryomycetaceae.
AUGUCUGAAAAAAGUGAUAACAAAAAUAAGACUGUAUCCCAGGGUUCUUCGGCUACUGCAAACAGCAAUGGAAAUAAUGGGAAUUCUGUUUCUUCCUUUGAUGGUUUUCAACUUCCAAGCUCUGUUUUAAAAAACUUAACUCCAACGAAGAGCCCGGGCCAUCCUCGCAGUCCUAUAAGUCCUAGGGAUACACAACAUUACGAAAGAAGGAAAUCUUAUUUGCUAGCAAGGACACACAGGUUAAAAGAGAGAAAAAGCAUGAUAGACGAAAGAGUAUUGAAUGUAGCUCAAAAGAGACGAUUAUUGAAAAACAAAAGGUUAAGGAAUUUAAACCGAAGUUUAGAAAUGGCAAGUGCUAGGAGGAACGAAUAUUUGGCAGCUAUAAGUAAAAGGGCGCAUAAUUUUCAAUCCAGACUCGUAGCUAGUGAUGAACCUUAUGAUUUGUGUCAAGAAUCAAUAUUCAAGGAGAACAUUAGGAAUACCCCAAAUUUUGAAUAUGAAGAACUUGAAAUCCGAAAGUUGGUGUUGAUUCAACGUCGGAUAAAAAAGUAUUUAUUACAGAAGGCGGUAUUACUUCUUGAGAAUACUUCAUUUUUAGAUCAAUUUAUGCAUAUGUCUUUCAACGAAUGCACCAAGAUACUUCAAACAGACUCAGUUGAGAGAUCUAGUAUGCUAACAAUCCUUAGGUGUUUGGAUAUACCAGAUAUAACUUACAGGCAAACCUACAAGACUUUUUUUUAUGCAUUCAUACUAAUAUGUGAUUUGAAUGACUCCAUAAAGCGAAAUGUUCACCCAACUUAUAACACGAACAUUGAAGAUGAACAGCAAAACAUGUUUAACAAUUUUAUUUGGUUGCUAUUGUUCAAAAUUGCAAAUCUCUUGAUAAGCAGUUUUAAAGACCUAUUAUCUUCUCGAGACUUCCAUAAGCCUUACGCAUUUAUUGAUAAUUGGAAUCAGUAUAUCUUUUUAUUCAAUAUCUUCAAGACAAAUCAUUUGCACAAUCUUAGGAGAAUUUUGAAUCAAUCACUAGAAAUAGUUUCUCGGCAGGUUGAAAUUACGAAUCAAGAUAAUGAGAUUUCGAAAAUAAAAGAUAAUCUUACCAAAGAAAAGCUUUUGCUUCACAAAUAUAGGCAUACGAAAGUUGAAAAUAGAAUUAAUGUCGAUGAAUUACGUUUUAUCGAACUGAUUAAGUCCUCGAUUUCACAAAUACAAGUUCCUGAGAUAUUUUAUUAUAGGAUAUUAACGAAUCAGAUAAUAUUUGAGAAUUAUAAAUUUUCUUUACCACCGGUAUUAUCUAAUAAACUCUGGAGAAGAUAUUGGUUUCUGGAGUAUUUAAAAGAAUUUAUUGAGAAUAGACAACAUCCUUUGUUACUCAGAACGGGUUAUAUAAGACCGUUCAGUGACAAUGUAUUGCAUAUUGAUGAAGUCUUAUCCUCCUUAGGCUUGACCUCAGUAUACGAACAAUUUGAUAUUCUCCAUGGACUACCCUUGAUUGAAUUGCAAUAUCGAUUCGUUGAACUUUUAAAUAAGGAUUUUAUGGUUUUUGUUAAAUUUAGCAAAAUGAAUAAAGAAUUUAACGAAAACCAUGAAACUUUUCUUGAAAAGUAUAAUCAGUUAGCUGACUCCUGGGAAGAUGCUUCUUCGGAUCUCAGAACUUAUCUUGUUGAGUAUUUCCAAAUUCUAACAGACCUCACCAACUCUUAUCGAUAUACUAGUCUACACGAGAUUCCACAGAUAUGUUUAGCCAGAGUUCUUUCUUCCCUGGAGCUAACCAUGAGCACUAUUCAUGAUGUUUUGCAUUCAUAUAAAGAAUAUAAGUUGCUGUUGAUUAAUUUAUGGAUAAACAAAUGCAAAUUUAAAGGUUUUGCAAAUUUCAGUAUGUGUGAAAAUGUGAUGAUAUUUAUAUUUAAUAAUGCGGCUUUGAGGUUCCUGAUUUAUACUAAUUCACCACAGCUAAAGUAUCCAAAGUUUUACGAGUACUUAUCUAGCUCUGGAUACUCAGUUAAGCUAAGUAGCUAUUCCAGCAUUUUGGAAGGUGCUUUCGAUCUUCCUGCACUAAUGAAUGAGAAUCUUAAUCCGAAGAGUGUUAAAUUUUUUAGCCUGGUCUUCCGCAAGUCAAUAGUUGACGGGAACUUAUUAGGUCAUGAGCUCAAUGACACUUAUUUACAUGAGUUUAAACGUCUCGGUGAUAUUGUUGCAAACUUGAUAGAAAGCACACUGACUCUAAAUUUGAUUUUAAAUUUCUACAACAAUGUUGACACCGACCAAAGCAUUAUUCUUUUAAAGCCUAACGAGAUGAUUCAGAAACUACUUGAUAGAAAGGACGACCUUGCCACGAUAGUGAAUUCAUGUCUGACUUCGGGCCCCUAUGAUAACCUCAGGCUUCAACAAUUCCUCAAGUAUCACAGGCACUCCCUUACUUCUAUCAGAACAAUUCUCACUCAAAAGUUUUUGAAUUUACUAUGUGCAGACUACGGUUCUGCAAAUUUCAAUGCUAUCUUACAUAGCAGUUUCUAUUACAGCAGGGAAUAUGCUACUAAAGUAGCACGAGAUGUCCAUCACACCGUCUAUUUCGUAUGCAAGCUCCACAGUCCUCUUUUAAACUGGAUUUAUAAAGACAUUGGUGAACCCAGUGAAGUUUAG